Molecule: messenger RNA, 2640 nt
Organism: Dendrobium catenatum
Lineage: Eukaryota; Viridiplantae; Streptophyta; Magnoliopsida; Asparagales; Orchidaceae
Product: LRR receptor-like serine/threonine-protein kinase FEI 1
Exons: 14
Coding region: 521-2308 (595 amino acids)
Biological process (GO): protein phosphorylation
Molecular function (GO): protein binding; protein kinase activity; ATP binding
Source: RefSeq, a predicted model, not a curated record
UACCAAAUAAUUUCUGAUAGGCCAGCCACUAGGCAUGCGGGACUCGAUUCGCACGCAUGCCUGGCCACUGAUUCCACCGUCGGUCACACGUGCGAACCGUCUCGCGAGCGCUGCGACGUCCGCUCCCCUCUCUCUCUCCCCUUCAUUUCAGUCUACAACCGAGGGAAGUCGUUCCCCCCACACGCAAAUCCGGUGAAUCCACGUCUCUUCUGCUCCAUUCUUAUUACUUUAUCUUCUGGCUGAGUAAAUCUGGGGUUCUACCUACCUUGCGUCCACAUUCCUGCAUUUCAUUGUUCAUCGCGUUUUUUCUGAAUCACUACACACAUCGGAUGCAGGGUAAGCUGCUGUGAGCAUUCUUGAACAGUUUUCAGCCUAUGCUGCUGAAGUUUCUCGCAGAUUGCGUCGAAUUGUUGGAUGGUGAUCAUGACUAUGAUGGGUAAUAACUAUCUGCAGGCCACACCCUACAAUCUUUUUUUGGAGGAUUAAUUUCAAUUGCCUGUUGCAUUUGACAUGCAUCUUGAUGGGCUUGCAUAUGAUCAACUAUUGGAAACAGCAACUUGGUUCUAUAUUAUUAGUUUAUUUUGCAGUGAGGAUAAACUGUGCUAUCAAUUCAGAUGGUGCAGCACUUCUUAGUUUUAAGUCAGCAAUUGUUGGUUCUGAUGGUAUCUUUCUCCAAUGGAAUCAAGAGGAUCCUGAUCCUUGCAAGUGGAGAGGAGUGACAUGCGACUUACAUUCAAAGAGAGUAACUCAUUUGAGUUUGUCCAAUCACAGGUUGAUUGGAUACAUUUCACCGGAGAUUGGAAAGAUAAACCAGUUAAAAAUAUUAUCUCUACAUGGCAAUAGUUUAUACGGAACGGUUCCUCCAGAGCUUGGAAACUGUACAGCUUUACAGAUUUUGUACUUGCAGGGGAACUACUUGAGUGGUAUUAUCCCUGCAGAAUUUGGUAACCUUUCCGAGUUAGAGAAUCUUGAUGUUUCAAGCAAUACACUGAGCGGAUCUAUCCCUCCAUCACUUGCUAAACUGGACAAAAUGAAAUCAUUCAAUGUGUCGAUGAACUUUUUGACUGGAACAAUACCUUCAGAAGGUGCUCUUCUAAAGUUUGGUGGGAAUUCCUAUCUUGGGAACCGUGACCUUUGUGGGUAUCAAAUUGGCGUUGUUUGCAGGAAUGAGCUUCCAUCACCACUAACCGAUUCUCAAGCACCAUCUUCAGGUUACCAGCAAAACAAAAAAAGCGAUUCUACGAAGCUUGUCAUAAGUGCAGUAGCGACAGUUGGUGCUUUGUUGUUAGUGGCUCUGAUGUGUUUCUGGGGAUGCUACCUUUACAAGAAAUUUGGCAAAGAAGAUGUCAGAAGUCUGGCAAUGGAUGUUACUGGAGGCGCAAAUGUAGUAAUGUUUCAUGGGGACUUACCCUACUCAUCAAAGGAAAUGCUUAAGAAACUUGAAGCACUUACUGAAGAAAAUAUUAUUGGUUCUGGUGGAUUUGCUACUGUAUACAAGCUGGCUAUGGACGAUGGCAAUGUUUUUGCGUUGAAAAGGAUAAUGAAGACAAAUGUUUCUUUAGACCGUUUCUUUGACAGUGAGCUUGAAAUUUUGGGCAGCAUUAAACAUCGUUAUUUAGUCAAUCUACGGGGUUAUUGCAAUUCACCCUCGUCAAAGUUGUUGUUAUAUGACUAUCUAGCUGGUGGAAGCUUAGAUGAAGUACUACAUGAAAAAUCGGAGCAAUUGGACUGGGAUGUCCGCCUUAAUAUCAUAUUAGGGGCUGCAAAAGGUCUUGCAUACCUGCAUCAUGAUUGUUCACCGCGAAUCAUACAUCGUGACAUUAAGUCAAGCAACAUAUUACUUGAUGGGAAUCUGGAGGCUCGUGUAUCAGACUUUGGACUUGCAAAACUAUUGGAAGAUGAAGAGUCUCAUAUCACAACAAUAGUUGCCGGAACUUUUGGUUAUCUAGCUCCAGAAUACAUGCAGAGUGGUCGGGCAACUGAAAAGUCGGAUGUGUACAGUUUUGGAGUUUUGGUUCUUGAAAUAAUGAGUGGCAAACGGCCAACUGAUUCUUCAUUCAUUGAGAAAGGCUUGAACAUUGUAGGAUGGUUAAAUUUCUUGGUUGCGGAGGAUCGGAGGAGAGAUAUGGUUGACUCACAAUGUGAUGGAGUGCAGCUUGAAAGCUUGGAUGCUUUGCUCUUAGUUGCAAUUAGGUGUGUGUCUUCCAAUCCUGUUGAUCGGCCAACCAUGCAUAGAGUGGUGCAGAUACUCGAAUCAGAAGUCAUGACUCCAUGUCCUAGUGAUUUCUAUGACUCCAGCUCAGAUUGAAAAAAAUGAAAGUCUUCUCAUACACGUUAUAGCCGAGGCUUCAUUGAUUUUCUUUAUUUGUUUUUGUUCUGUCUGCAUUUUAUUCUAUAUGUUUAUAGGCAACAACAGCAUUGCUGCUGUCAUUUAGUUCCAUUAUUCUUAACAACGUAGAAUUUUUCACGAUUUCUUCUGCUUUCCAGCACUAUUGUUUAUUUUGAAAGUAGUGCAAUGGUAUCCAUCAACAUUAACUGCUACGUAGUUGCAAAGCUUUUGAAGCUGGACUGCUUAAGCUGAAAUUAAAAUUUCAUCUGUGACAGUUGUAUCAACGGAAAUUGAAUCUGUUUUUGGUUGGA